CCACCCCAGCAUGCACCGCGAGGUCUGCAGUACAAUUAUUCACAAAGAAAAAAAAGGCUUGAGGAGCAACAACAACAGGGUGGGAGCAGAAGCACAGAUCUCGUUUACAGCUCUAACGUUUCACGAACCCGUGUGCUGACAACAAGUAUCACGUCAUGGCCCUAAGGAGCUGAGAGUGGGAAGUGCUGUUUACCUGAAGGGAGCUCACAAAGCUUGAGAGUUACUAGAGAAGAGUUGGCGGGGCCUGGGCAGAGGGUAGAGCUCAGCGGGAGCCAAUGCAGCAGCAGCAGCAUCGACCGCCUGAGCUGGUGGGAGGAAGCCUUCCCGUGUUCGUGUUCCCCAAUGAGCUCGUCUUCUAUGCGGAUGAUCAGUCGUCUCACAAACAGGUGCUCACGCUCUACAAUCCCUAUGAGUUCGCCCUCAAGUUUAAAGUGCUGUGCACAGCGCCAAACAAGUACACCGUGGUGGAUGCAACUGGAGCCGUCAAGCCUCAGUGUUGCGUUGAUAUAGUAAUCCGACACCGAGAUGUGCGCGCAUGCCAUUAUGGGGUCUACGAUAAGUUCCGGCUGCAGGUGUCAGAGCAGAGUCAGCGGAAAGCUCUGGGCCGCAAAGAGGUGACAGCCACUCUCCGUCCCUCUGCCUCACAGGACCCGCCUAGCCCCCGGCCCCAAGAUGAGGAACGCCGAAUUGCUGACAGCGAGUUUUUUGAACAGACUGCAUUCCAGACAGAGAGCCGUCCUGUUGCUGGAGGACCCAGUCUGUUGACAGUACUGCUUGGGCUGGUGUGUAUGGCCGCCCUGAUGCUCCCGACACUGGGGGAGCAAGAAUCUACUGUGCCUGUCUACCUCCACUUAAGUGUUAACAAGAAACUUGUAGCUGCUUAUGUUCUCGGGCUUCUUACAAUGGUCAUCCUACGCACAUGAAGUGCCGUGAGCCGAAAGGAGGGAAGAAAAAGAAACAGAAACAUGAAGAGAACAUUCUCCCACCAGAGGCACUACUAUGAGUAAAAAAAAGUAGAGCUGACAGCAGGGGAGCAGGGGUACUUAUUCGAUUACCUCAUCCUCUGAAAAAUACAUUUUAGCAUACUUGUUUUCAAAUCUACACAUUUGUGUUAAUACAUACACGGAACUAAAGUGAGAUAAAUGGGAAGACCUGUCAUGUGUAAGGUCAGAGUGAGGGGAGCUGUCCCUGAGAAAAAGGGCCUGUGAAGAAGCGUGAGGCCGUUUGCUGUUGUUUGGCCUCACACAUUGUCUGUAACUCUGUUGCCAUUAUGUGAAAGAAAGUGGUCAUUUCAGUGUGAAGGAAUCAACAUGCAAACGCGGUACUUGUAUAUAAAGCCAUUAAAGUUUUGUUACCUGUUACCAUUAUUAAAUUUAUGUUUUUUUUAAAGCAUUUUAGAGUAGACUGAAGACUAAAUGCUGUUCCUUGCAUGUGUGGAUACUUUGUAUGAGUGGGCUUUAAGUUUGUUAGCAGUAAGAUACUUGUACCUGUCACCAAAGGAGGGAUCUUCUCUUGAAAGAAGAAUGGUUCGCUUGCCGUGCUUUAUCAAAUGUUUAAUAAAGUCUCAAUACAGCUGUAGUGUGUCACGUUCAAA
Oreochromis aureus is the source of this 1594-nucleotide messenger RNA. RefSeq names its product motile sperm domain containing 1 (gene mospd1). The transcript has 6 exons. The record is from RefSeq and is a predicted model, not a curated record. Gene Ontology annotation, cellular component: cytoplasm. The coding region runs from base 276 to 923 and encodes 215 amino acids. Lineage: Eukaryota; Metazoa; Chordata; Actinopteri; Cichliformes; Cichlidae.